AGGAGCGGGGGCUCGGGUGGAGCAGGGCUGGUGGGUGUGCGGGGCCGGGGGUGGACGGGCUGAGCAGCUGGGUGGGCUCAGGGGGCGGCUGGGACCCCCCUCCCCCGUUCUCCCUCGGACGGGCUGGCCCGGGCUAGAGCAGUGAGGGCCCGGGGCUGCUGGUCUAAGCCGGGGAGCAGAGGAGUUGCCCCUGAAGCCCCCCCCGCAGCCCCCCCUUUCAACUCCCGCCUGGCGUGUGUGUGCGAGUUGGCCGGCUACUCGCUUCUGCAGGACCCCAGCAGGGUCCCUGGGCCCUUCCCCGCCGCACCCCGGCAGGAGUCUCCAUCUCACGCUGGCCAGGGCAAGCGGGAGCCACGGUUGCCUGAGGAGUCGGCAGCAGGAAACCUGGGAAAAGGAGGAAGAAGGCCGAAGGGUCUGAGAUGGAGGAGCCGCUCUGCUGCUGCGAGUACAUUGACCGGAGGGGGGAGAAGAACCAUGUGGUGGCCUGUUGCUGUGACUGCGAGGACCUCGAUGAGGGCUGUGAAAGGUGGCUGACGUGUAGAUCUUUGCCCCCGGGGACUUUAGAGAGAAUUGCAGACACCAUCUUGGAUCACUUCCGCAUCCCCUGGCUUAAGGGGGCCAUAAAGAUCAAUAUCAGCCUGCUCCCACCACUCGUCCUGCUGCCAGUCUUCCUCCACGUAGCGGCUCUGCACUUCCUGUUGACACUUGUUAUCCUGACAUCUCUUCCUGUGGUGGUGCUGUGGUACUACUACCUCACACACAGAAGGAAGGGACGGACUCUCUUCUUUUUGAGCCUGGGGCUGUUCUCUCUGGGGUACAUGUAUUAUGUGUUCCUCCGGGAAGUGGUUCCCCGAGGCCAUGUGGGGCACACUCAGGUGGUUAUUCUCACCUGUGGGCUAAUUCUCAUGCUUGUGGCCCUGUCUCAAGCCAAGAGAGACCCUGGCUACCUUGCCAGCCAAAUGAGCAAUGACAACUCACCAUGCCAAGGCAGCAAUGACUUGCCAAACAGGAAAAUCCUGGGGAGUUCCAAUGGGCUUCAUGGAGCAGCUGUGUCUGGCAUUGCCAGCUGUCAUGCUAAGAACGAUGAUGCCAAGGGCUAUUCCAGAACGUUGGCCGAGGCACUAGACAGAGCAAAGGAGGACUGGUGCACCAAAUGUCAGCUGAUGAGGCCACCUCGGGCUGGACAUUGCCGGUUGUGUGGCAUAUGUGUAAGGAGACUGGACCAUCACUGUGUCUGGAUUAACAGCUGUGUAGGGGAGCGGAACCACCGAGCCUUUAUCCUUGUGCUAUCACUCUUCCUGCUCACCUCCGUUUAUGGAAUUACACUGACCCUGGACACCAUCUGUAGGGGCCAAAAUAUGUUCAUAGCGCUGUUCUACUGCCCAGGGAUCUAUGCAGACUACAGCUCUGCUCUGUCAUUCACGUGUGUGUGGUACUGUGCCAUUGUAACGGCCGGGAUGGGCUACAUCCUCCUCAUCCAGCUAUUGAACAUCAGCUACAACGUGACCGAAAGGGAAGCUCGGCUGGCUCUGCGGGAGGACACCGGGCGCAGGCUUCUGGGCGGGAUUGUGGUAGACACGGGCAAGUAUAAUCAGGGCUUCCUGUACAACUGGGGCCAGUUCUUGACCCUGGGGUCACCCACUCCUCAGCACUCUGCUGAAGACAUUGUGUGAAAUCCCUUUCCCACUGAUUGCAGUGACAUUCUGUGGAGGUGAAUGGCUCCUUCCACAGGGAUCCCACUGCCAUUCCCUACGGACUUGGAGGCUAUGCCCAUCUCAUCGUCGGUGUCUGAAGAGGCAUUAAGGACAGAUGGCUCUCGUACACCAGAGGCCAAAAGUAGGGUGCAGAAUGAAUUAAGCCAUAUGCACCAACCGGGAGAGACGAAAUCACACUCCUCCCCCACCUGCCUCCACACAAAGAAAUUAUGCACAGUUCAGGAAGAUUAACAGCACAAGACUUUGAGAACAUGGAUGCUCCAUGUCUGGAUUUCAGAGCCAAGAUAAUCAAAUGCCAGGCUUCAGGCCUCAGCUGGGCACUGCAGGGUUCAGGACAGACUCUCCUCACUUACCCACUUGCAGCAUUUCACAAAUGAUGUGAUGCCUUGUGCUGAUGAAGCGAACUAUAAUGUGUACUAAGAGCAAGCCAUUCCAAGAGACAGGAUCGCAAUCAUAAUGGACCAAGGGGAAGAUAUUUAAAAGGGGCUUUGUCUUGUGGUAGCUUUAAGAACCAACUAGGACUUCUCUUCUCUCUUGUGGGCAUAUUUUUCAAUCUUCCAUUUCAUCCUAUCCAUAAAGCUGCAUCAGCUGUUAGUGCUUCUCUUAAGUGCCUUUGUGAGCAGUACAUCUAUAGGGCUGUUUGAGGUCCAGUCCUCUCUUAGCCGCCCCCAAAGGGGCUAUUCCAUCUGUGUGUGAGGGGAGGACUGAUCCCUCCUGUGCCAGUGAUUUCUUCCCUCUGCUUCUCUGAGUUGAUCCAAGAGCUUGACUCCCUUGAAAUAUUUUUGUUCCAUUAGCAAUUGCUAGCUGGUAAAUAUUUUUCAAUAAGAAAGCUGUAAGUUCCCAAGUAGCUGUUACUUAUUCUGGGGCAGUGGCCCAGGUGGGAAGUAAAUAGACCCUUGUCUGCUGCUGCUAUUGGCUUGUGAUUCCCCCUUCCCUGUGAUGAGAAAGGAAUAAUAGUACUCCUGGGAGAUGGCGUACAGUUGCCCAGAUCCCUGUCCCCCUAUCAUUGAGAAUGUGCUCUACCCCCAAUAGAUCUGUUUCUCAAAGGAACUGGAAAGGCAAGAUUUAACUCGGAGAUCUGGGGAUGAGAGGAGGGUUUGUUGGGCCUCACAGAAGACUGCUAAAUGAAAAUGUUGGUUGCAAUGUUUUAUAGUCAGGAUAUUAGAGAGACAAGAUGAGCUGGGUAAUAUCUUUUAUUGGACCAUCUUCUCUUUGAUAAGAGAGAGAGAGGCUUUCAGGCUCGUGUGAUCUGAAGAAGAGCUCUGUGUAAGCUCAAAACCUUGUCUCUUUCACCAACAGAAGUUGAUCCAAUGAAAAAUAUUACCUCCCCCACCGUGUUUCUCAAGUGAAAUGGUUGGCGGGGGUUACGGCGGCGUUGCUAGAGGCCCGUGAGGACUAAGUACACCUGCCUCUCAACCACAUCUACCUGGGCUCCACAUUUAGCUGAAAUCACAAGGGAUGUCAUUUGGCAGAUCUUAUAUCAAGCCCUGUUUGUGCACGUUGUAAACACCACUGUAAUUUGAUAUGCCUGGCUAGAUAAACCCUGGGCUCAGAAAGCACUGGAGUAUUGUAGAUCCAGACUGAGAUGCACAGGCAGAGAUGGGAGGAAUCUCACUCUAAUUAUUAAUAUGCGUCUACUCCACAAAAACAACAAUCAGUGAGUAGUCCCCUUGGUGGCAGACCGACCAAGGACUGAUUGGAGACUUGAACUCCCCUCUCCUUGCUUAGAGGUCAUCUCUUUAGGGUAGGGUUGAUAGUAUAUUACCAAAGAGUGUGUGUGGGGUGGGGGAGGAAAGAGCAAGAAGGCAAGCUUCCCCUCCCUGUCUUACUGUACAUUCAGCCCCCAAUCUGCUGGUCUGGAACCUUUCACCAUCACCACUCAUGAUACAAUGCCCAAGUUCAAGUCAAUAUGCCCCUCUUUGCACUGUUCUGUUGCUUGCUAAAGUGGUAUAUGCAACUUCUGUGUCCUAUAGCAUAAUUAAUGAGCCUUAGGAACUGCUGUGCUUGGAGCCCAGCCACAUGGAAAGAGCUGCUGACUUGUGCAGUCCCCUUUUUGUGAUCACUUUAAAAGGGAGAAACCUCUGUUUCCAGUCAGAGGGAAGGAAAGAAGAAAAUCAAGAGAUGUGGAGACCUCUGGCCCUUUAUUAUCCCCAUUUCAAUGAGAAAAGUCAUAUGGAUCACAAUGCUUGUCCACUGGCAUGAUGAUGUUGAUCUCACUUCUCUUGGGACUGGAGUUAUGCUCACAUCAAGAGCUUGCCUUAAUGCUACUUAACUGCAAAUGUGUCUGUAGCAGAAAUACAUUUAGUGGGGCCGUGGGGAGCCUAGAUGGAAGAGUUCUGCCUCAUACAGUGAUCUCUCACAAACCUCUGUUGGGAACUUGGAAAGGUUGAGAUAAUGUUGCCUUCUGGGCAGAAAAAAGCCACUAGAGGGCAUGUGGUGUAGAGCACAGAACUAGGAGCUAGGACCUUGGGCAAGUCACCUAACCUCUCCAUGCUUGUUAACCCCUCUGUGAAGUGGGAAUAAAACUCUGAACUAGUGUGUUUACCAGUGCCAUCGAGUGGGUGGAAUUGGAGUUGCUCAACUGUGUGUCAGGCCCAAACAGCUUCAAGUGGUUAGAGGCCUGUUUUUGCUGCAAGAGGAUCUGAAUUCUAUUCCUACUGCAUGGGAAGUUCUAAGUGGCCAUAGAAUGCACUCUGGUGGCAAAUGCACUGUCUUAAAUGGCCACCUUCUUGUUUACAGUCCUAGCCGUCCUGAGAGAGGAUUACCUCAUGAAUGUCUUUGGAGAGGGAAAGCACAAUGUUGACUUUUUGCUCUGUUUAUACAGUGCCUAGCACAAUGGGGUUCUGGUCUAUGACUGGGGCUCCUAGGCACUAUAGUGAUAUAAACACUAAUAUCGGGUUCUGUCCUUUUCAUGGUAAGAGCUUCAGAUUUACUCUGUUUUGGGGUUUGGAACUUCCUUUGAGUACCCACAGUGCAGCAGAAAGUCCAAGAAGGGCAAUGCCCCCCUUUUCAUUUCUAUUGAGGGUGGAUUAUCUCACAUUCUUUGUUUUAACCUUGUGUCAUUGGACUAAGGAUGACUUGCAGCCAAAUGUUAAAAUCCACCACAGUAGUGGACAUAAAGAGAGAAUCUUGGGGUUGUGAAAAAGAGAUAGAGAUGCAGUUCGUGCAAUAAAGCAAGGCAGGCUGGUGAGGGAUAGCCACAUGAAUAAUAUGAUAGAUGGGGAGCACACUGUAUUUGACAGAUGGGCUGCAGGUUGGGCACCCAGCUGGGUCCAACAGGUGCUUAAAUCUAAGCUCCUUGGGGCAGGGAGCAGUCACUUGUCCGUAAAUUGUCAUGCAUACUCAUAACAAUCACAAAAUCAUUACCAUUCUGGCCUUUUAAAGGCUCUCCUGAGCUGCAGAAUAGGAGUGUCUAGAGCUGGUAAAAGUCUGGGGACUCUAGCAAAUUUUUAAAUUGUUUUUCCUGGUUUUCUGCCUCAACAUUUUGAAAUGUAAAAAGAUUUAUCCCUUUUUGGCAGCAUCCUUCUUAAGAGACUUUCAGUGCUAUUGAGUUGGAUUCACUUUACACACCAGGAAGAAUUUUAAAGGGGUAGGACUGUCAUAAUACUACUAAAAUUGCACAGAUACUAGUGUCCUGGUUGGUGAAUUUAGUGAAAGCUGUUGCAGUUAGAUGCAUGGUACUAGCGAUAACUUGGCAUUCUGCCGUAACUGCCUCUUCUCAAUUUUGCAUUUGUGUUCUGGUAGACGAGUGACUUUUUUGAAGACCAUUUCUUGACUUUCAUCUUUACCCAAAUGACUGAAGUCACUGCUGACCAAGAAAUGUCAGAUUCCAAUCAUAUUUCAGACUCCAAUGCUGUAAUGGUGCUUUUCCUUUCAAAAUAGACUGCUUCAAGUGUCUUAAAAAAAUCAUGUGCUGUAAAAUUUCUUCUCUAGACAAAUGAAUUCUGCCUAGUGUCUUAAUAAUCACAUGCUCUAUGACUUCCUUCUUUGUAUAAAUGCAUAUUUCCUCAUUAGAGCAGGAUGUGUGUUUGAUUAUGGAUCUACUAUCUCUACUAUGUUUUCAAUGGAGGCAUCUGCUCCCUAGGAUUUUCUUCCACUGCAAGGAUG
Messenger RNA from Dermochelys coriacea (leatherback sea turtle), 5822 nucleotides. RefSeq names its product zinc finger DHHC-type palmitoyltransferase 23 (gene ZDHHC23). The record is from RefSeq and is a predicted model, not a curated record. NCBI's taxonomy places the organism in Eukaryota, Metazoa, Chordata, Testudines, Dermochelyidae. Gene Ontology annotation, cellular component: endoplasmic reticulum; Golgi apparatus. Bases 420 to 1673 code for a protein of 417 amino acids. The transcript has 4 exons. Gene Ontology annotation, biological process: peptidyl-L-cysteine S-palmitoylation; protein targeting to membrane. Gene Ontology annotation, molecular function: protein-cysteine S-palmitoyltransferase activity.